GUUUACUAUUGAGACUUGAGAGAGAAAAAAAAAGCACCGACCAAAGCGAAAGUGAAAAACAGAUAAAUUAGCGCGAAAUAUCGCGAGGGAGUUUCAUUUGUGUCCCGAAAUGGCAGCAACGAGCACGACCACGAGCGGUAGCGGCAGCCAACCUUACCGUCCGUACAGGCACCUCAAAACCCUAACCGCCCACGAACGCGCCGUGUCUUGCGUCAAGUUCUCCAACGACGGAUCCCGUUUGGCCUCCGCCUCCCUCGACAAAACCCUAAUUAUAUGGUCCUCCGAAACCCUCUCCCUCCUCCACCGCCUCACCGACCACUCCGAAGGCAUCUCCGACCUUGCCUGGUCCUCAGACUCUCGUUACAUCUGCUCCGCCUCCGACGACCGUACCGUCCGCAUAUGGGACGGCACCUCUGGCGAGUGCGUCAAGACCCUCCGCGGCCACUCCCACGCCGUCUUCUGCGUUAACUUCAAUGACCAGACUAACCUCAUCGUCUCCGGAUCCUUCGAUGAGACCAUUAGGGUUUGGGAGGUGAAGACGGGGAAGUGUAUCCAUGUCAUGAAAGGCCAUACCAUGCCAGUUACUUCAGCACACUUCAAUCGUGAUGGUUCGCUCAUUGUGUCUGGAAGCCACGAUGGUUCUUGUAAGAUUUGGGAGUCGGCCUCCGGGACGUUGCUCAUGACACUUAUUGAUGAUAAGGUCCCUGCUGUUUCAUUUGCGAGAUUCUCUCCCAAUGGCAAGUUUGUACUUGUUGCCACUCUGAAUGAUACCCUUAAGCUAUGGAAUUACUCGCAGGGGAGGUCUGUAAAAAUUUAUACAGGUCAUGUGAAUAGAGAAUACUGUAUAACAUUCACAUUUUCUGUUACACAAGGGAGGAGAUAUAUUGUUGGAGGAUCAGAAGAUUGCUGUGUUUAUUUAUGGGAUGUUCAGCAGAAAAAUAUGGUUCAGAAACUCGAAGGCCACACAGAUACUGUAAUAUCUGUUUCCUGUCAUCCAACAGAGAAUAAAAUUGCUUCUGCCGGCUUAGAUAAUGAUAGAACCGUGAGGAUAUGGGUUCAGGAUGCCUGAAUAAUAGCUAAACCUGGCUGGCAUUUCAACCAUUCAAAUCCUGCCUGCAGGUUGUAUAAAUUUGGAUCUUGAUUGUGGGACACCGAUGGCGCUUUGCGUUGUAUUAAUCAAUGAAAGGUGCAUUUCAUGUAACUUGCAAAUCAGUAAAGCAAGGGGGAAAAAAGCUCAAAAUUAUUAGAAGCCUGUAUUCAACCAAUCUUUUUAGUAUUUUUAUCGUUGCACUAUUGAAAAUAAAGCUGCUCCACACGAUUCCUGUGGUGCCGAAUUUUUUGUUCUUUUGCUUUAUGAACGGUGGCAUUUUGCAAUUUGCAUGAUCCAUAAAAAGAGAGUGAACGCUAGAAUCUUAUGACAUGAAUAUAUAGAAAAGUUUAAAGGACUCAACAUCGUUUUGGGUUCCAAUAAUACUUCUUUGAUUAGGUACAGCGGUAUGCUAACAUACUACGUUGGAAUUACCCGACAAUGUGAGAAAUAAUGGCAUUUCUACAAUCCAUUAUUUGAAUGUAAUGCCACGUUAGCAUCACUUGCUUGUUCAGUUGGACAAGAUUUCUUAACAAAACCAUGUGUUUGGUAUUGUAAUGUCACUCAGUUCCAGUGAUUGAAAAUUUCCCUUUGUCUUGGAGGAAAACGGUUGUAAUGUUUUUGUUGUUAUGGAGGAUGGCCUACAUCACCUUCCCUAAUUCAGCUA
Messenger RNA from Arachis duranensis, 1754 nucleotides. RefSeq names its product COMPASS-like H3K4 histone methylase component WDR5B. The transcript is spliced from 4 exons. The record is from RefSeq and is a predicted model, not a curated record. Gene Ontology annotation, molecular function: protein binding. The coding region runs from base 110 to 1069 and encodes 319 amino acids. NCBI's taxonomy places the organism in Eukaryota, Viridiplantae, Streptophyta, Magnoliopsida, Fabales, Fabaceae.